Molecule: messenger RNA, 3245 nt
Organism: Aedes albopictus (Asian tiger mosquito)
Lineage: Eukaryota; Metazoa; Arthropoda; Insecta; Diptera; Culicidae
Gene: nAChRbeta1
Product: acetylcholine receptor subunit beta-like 1
Exons: 5
Coding region: 435-1994 (519 amino acids)
Biological process (GO): monoatomic ion transmembrane transport; nervous system process; regulation of membrane potential
Cellular component (GO): plasma membrane; postsynaptic membrane; synapse
Molecular function (GO): acetylcholine-gated monoatomic cation-selective channel activity; transmembrane signaling receptor activity
Source: RefSeq, a predicted model, not a curated record
GGAAAAAUCGAUACCACAAUCAUCACUAGACAAGAUUUACUUUGUCAAAAGGUUCCAACCCAGUCCUAGAGUCCAGUCGCUGCGACAAGACGACGAAGAGUUUGCGAGCUUCCACAAAAUUACUCCACGAUUCGGUUGGAAGUUUCGGCGACGCCUAAAAGUAGAUCCAACCCUCUGUUCGAUCGUUUGUGCAUCGGAUUGUGUCGAGUUCGAGCGAAAAUGCCUACAUCUAGCUAAUCCCCGCACAAAAAUUGGAAUCUGUUUUGUUUCCUCCCAAGAUACAGUGCAAACCCUACUACUAGGCGUUUCCCCCGUUGUAUUGGAUACUAGAGUUCUGUGUAUCGUUAUCGUAAGAAAAAAUAAGGUAAUCGAGUGUGAAACAUGUCGAUGCCCGUUGCAUAAGUUUAGGCGGAUAGGAAAAUCGAGGCUGAACGAUGAGGUUCAAACAGCUCCUGCUAUCGCUGACGAUAGCGAUUCAGUAUUAUUUUGGAAUUGCAAACGGUUCCGAAGAUGAGGAACGCCUGGUACGAGAUCUCUUUCGUGGGUACAACAAACUGAUCCGGCCCGUCCAGAACAUGACCCAGAAGGUGGACGUACGCUUCGGGUUGGCUUUCGUACAGUUGAUCAACGUGAACGAGAAGAAUCAGAUCAUGAAGUCCAACGUGUGGUUACGGUUGGUCUGGAGCGACUACCAGCUGCAAUGGGACGAAGCCGAUUACGGUGGAAUCGGUGUGUUACGUCUUCCUCCGGACAAGGUCUGGAAGCCGGAUAUUGUGCUGUUCAAUAAUGCCGACGGUAACUACGAAGUGCGCUACAAAUCGAACGUGCUGAUCUAUCCCAACGGUGAGGUCCUUUGGGUACCACCGGCCAUCUACCAGAGUUCCUGCACGAUCGACGUUACGUACUUCCCGUUCGAUCAGCAAACGUGCAUCAUGAAGUUCGGUUCGUGGACGUUCAACGGCGAUCAGGUUUCACUCGCGUUGUACAACAACAAGAACUUCGUAGAUCUGUCCGACUACUGGAAGUCCGGUACGUGGGACAUCAUCGAGGUUCCGGCCUAUCUGAACGUAUACGAGGGUAACCCUACCGAGACGGACAUCACCUUCUACAUCAUCAUCCGCCGGAAGACUCUGUUCUACACCGUCAACUUGAUCCUGCCAACCGUGCUGAUUUCGUUUCUUUGCGUUCUGGUGUUUUACCUGCCAGCCGAAGCCGGCGAGAAAGUAACCCUAGGCAUUAGUAUUCUGCUGUCACUGGUUGUGUUCCUGUUGUUGGUAUCGAAGAUUUUACCACCGACCUCGCUCGUACUGCCACUGAUUGCCAAGUAUCUACUGUUCACCUUCAUCAUGAACACCGUAUCCAUCCUGGUCACGGUCAUCAUCAUCAACUGGAACUUCCGAGGGCCGCGAACCCACCGGAUGCCCAUGUGGAUUCGGUCCGUCUUCCUGCACUACCUGCCGGCCAUGCUGCUCAUGAAGCGUCCCCGGAAGACCCGCCUCCGCUGGAUGAUGGAAAUGCCAGGGAUGAGCAUGCCACCGCAGCCGCAUACCCAUCCGUCGUACGGUUCUCCGGCGGAAGUUCCGAAGCACAUUAGCGCCCUCGGCGGCAAGCAGUCCAAAAUGGACGUAAUGGAGCUGUCCGAUUUGCAUCAUCAUCCGAACUGCAAGAUUAACCGGAAGUUGAACAGCGGCGAUCUCGGACUGGGAGACUCGUGCCGCCGGGAGAGCGAGAGUUCGGAUUCGAUCUUGCUGUCGCCGGAGGCGAGCAAGGCUACCGAAGCUGUAGAGUUCAUCGCGGAGCAUCUGAGGAACGAGGAUCUGUACAUCCAGACCCGCGAGGACUGGAAGUACGUAGCGAUGGUGAUCGAUCGGCUGCAGCUGUACAUCUUCUUCAUCGUAACCACUGCCGGCACGGUUGGAAUUCUGAUGGACGCUCCGCACAUUUUCGAGUACGUCGACCAGGACCGAAUCAUCGAAAUCUACCGGGGCAAGUAAGCAGCAGCAGCGCCCAGUUGUUAUCACAGCAAGCAGAAUCGUCGUCAUCGUCGUUGUUGGAAUGUUAGGUUAACAUUUGCUCAAAAAAAAAGAACACACAAAAUGGGUCACUUUUUUACGUAACGUACUUUCUAGAACGCGAAAGGGCGCAAUGGAAGGUGGACAGGAUUUUAAAUGUAAUCGUUGAUAGAAAAAUUUCUGGAUAAUAGCAGACAAGCACAACAGCGUUAGUUAAUUGAACUUUCUAGAGAAAAAAAUGUUCUACCUUAAGUUUCUAAUGUUAAGUUUAUUACACCGUUUCUAGACUCAUCAAGAUUAGCACAAAUGUUUGCAAACCCAUUUUGACGGCAACGUCAGUUGGACAUGCCAAAUUUUGUUCUAGAGGCCGUUACGAGGCAAACCGAAGACUUUUUUGAGCUCACUUUUGAACUAGGAAUUUUGUAAAAGGUCAAUUUGCGUUAUCGUGUGAAUCGACAAGAUUACUACAAAAUAUAAUACCACUAAUACUAACUAUUUGAAAUAUAUCGCAAAACUAUGCCAUUUCUCCAAAGUGAAAUACAAGCGAAACAUUGAUUUGGAGUAAACAAAGUAACCAAAAUAACAAAUACUGCAACGAGAAAAACUAAGCUUUCAACGAGAGACGUGUUUUCGAAAUAGUAUUAGAUAACAAAACACUCUGACAUAAUGGAAACAUAAAAGGCAUAAUGGACAAACAAAAUGAUAAAACACUUAUUUGAAAAAAAACAAUAACUAGAAUACAACAAUCUGUAAGAAAACGUAACAUCGGCGAAAUCAACAAAAGAACUUAUCGAAAUGAAAUCAUACAUACACACAACCAAGACAUUCACCAAUCGCUGACGAAAACUGACAACUCUCACAGCAAAUAAUCCGUUAUAACAGAAAUCUCGUGAAAGCAAAACAGUUAUUAUUAACUACCAACUAACAGUAAAACUAAGAAGCAAAACCGCAAGGCAGUAAACGAUUUUUGUGCACAAAACAAACUAAUCAUAAUUACCAGUAACAAUGAAAAAGCAGUAUAGAGAGGAUGAAAUGAUCCGACAGAGAAAGGAAACACACAGAAGCAGCAAACAGACAAACAAACAAAAAAAAAAUAGCAACAUUUAAUGACAUUAACAUUACACGUUGUAUUGGUAAGCAGCAUUUUUAAGAAACAGAAAAAUAAGAACAACAAAAAACAACAAAAGGGUAAAAUAAUAAUAAACUUUAAACAAUAGUUCGUACUAAAACGUA